AUGGCCAGCGGUAGGGCUCCAGGUCGUCAUCCCGCCGCUGGCCGGGAUGAUGACCUGCUGGAGUUGGAGGACUCGGCCCCGAUCUACAACACCGGGCGGCCUCCGCCGGUAAAUGACGAGCACCUCUUGCGACAGUUCAACAUCGACGACUCCGAAGAUGCACAACCUCGUCCGUCCGUUUCUUAUGACAGCUUUGUCGGUGGAAGGGUGACACCGCACGCCGGUGCUCAUGCGACGGGUUCCGCGCCUCCUCCGGCGCAGGCCGGUGUAUACAUGAACGACCCCUACUCGGGACACGAUGCGUCCCGAAGCCGGACGUACUCGCAGUCUUCCGGGCUCAGCAAUUACCAGCGGUAUUCUAUGGAUGAAUAUGACGGAGCCGGCGGGUACUACGAUAUGUCGCACCAAGAUCCGAUGGAGGGGGAUUCUCGAAUGCGGGAGCGGAACAGCAUACUGAGUAUGGGAGGUGGGCUCAUGGGUAGGGCAAAGCACAUGUUGGGAAUGAAGCCUGAGUACUCCGAGAUGGACCUUCCCUUGACCGAAGCCGGGGCACGAGCUGCGCGAGCCGACAGUACGGUUUCCGAAGAGGGCGCCCCGCGUCCGAAGAAACCGAGCAAGCCGUCAUUCAAGUUUGGAUUUGGCCGAAGGACUGUCGACCCAUCUACUCUCGGUCCUCGUAUGAUCCAGCUGAACAACCCGCCGGCCAAUGCAGUGCACAAGUUUGUCGACAACCAUGUGUCUACGGCGAAGUACAACGUCGUCACCUUCAUCCCGAAAUUCUUGUACGAACAGUUCUCGAAAUACGCCAACUUGUUUUUCUUGUUUACCGCCGUUUUGCAGCAGAUUCCUAACGUGUCACCGACAAAUCGAUAUACUACUAUUGGUCCGUUGGUUAUUGUGUUGUUGGUAUCAGCUAUCAAGGAAUUGGUUGAGGACUACAAGCGGAGGUCUUCGGACAAGUCGCUGAACUACUCGAAAACGCAAGUUCUCAAAGGGUCCUCGUUCCAGGAGACCAAAUGGGUCGAUGUGGCUGUGGGAGACAUCGUCCGAAUUGAGUCCGAGCAGCCUUUCCCGGCUGAUUUGGUCCUUUUGGCCUCCUCGGAACCGGAGGGUCUAUGUUAUAUUGAGACAGCAAAUCUCGACGGCGAGACUAACCUCAAAAUCAAACAAGCCAUCCCGGAGACUUCGCAUUUAGUCAGCCCGGCUGAUCUGAGCCGGCUUAGUGGACGCAUACGCUCCGAACAGCCAAACAGCAGUCUGUAUACGUAUGAGGCGACUUUGACCAUGCACGCGGGUGGAGGCGAAAGGGAGCUCCCGCUAGCGCCAGAUCAGCUUAUGCUCCGAGGAGCAACCCUUCGAAACACUCCGUGGAUUCACGGCAUUGUUGUGUUCACCGGCCAUGAAACGAAGUUGAUGCGAAAUGCCACUGCAACUCCGAUCAAGCGUACUGCAGUGGAGCGCAUGGUCAAUAUCCAGAUUUUGAUGUUGGUCAGCAUUCUCAUCGCUCUCAGUGUGGUCAGUUCCGUUGGCGACUUGAUUAUUCGUCAGAAGGAAAAGGAUAAGCUCACCUACCUGGACUACGGUAGCACAAACCCCGGGAAACAGUUUAUCAUGGACAUAUUUACAUACUGGGUUCUCUACUCCAACUUGGUCCCUAUUUCGCUCUUUGUCACCAUCGAAAUCGUCAAGUACUCGCAAGCUUUCUUGAUCAAUUCCGAUCUGGACAUCUACUACGAUGUGACGGAUACCCCGGCUACUUGCAGAACCUCGUCUUUGGUCGAAGAACUUGGUCAGAUUGAGUACAUCUUCUCGGACAAGACUGGUACUUUGACAUGCAACAUGAUGGAGUUUAAAGAGUGUACGAUAGGGGGCAUUCAGUACGGAGAGGAUGUCGCCGAAGACCGACGAGCUACGGUCGAGGAUGGUGCUGAGGUGGGCGUACACGACUUCAAGAGACUCCGCCAAAACCUGGAAUCCCAUCCCAGCAAAGAUGCGAUUCACCACUUCUUGACGCUUCUCGCUACUUGUCAUACUGUUAUUCCCGAACGUUCCGAAGCAGAUCCCGACAAAAUCAAAUAUCAAGCAGCAUCUCCCGACGAAGGAGCCCUUGUCGAAGGUGCGGCCCAGAUGGGUUACAAGUUCAGCAACAGAAAGCCUAGAUCCGUGAUUAUCACGGUGGAAGGACAAGAAUACGAGUACGAGCUACUGGCAGUCUGCGAAUUCAACUCCACCAGAAAGCGAAUGUCCACGAUCUUCAGAUGCCCGGAUGGGCGUAUCCGCAUCUACAUCAAAGGUGCUGAUACUGUCAUUCUGGAGCGUCUCCACCAGGACAACCCCAUUGUUGAAGGAACGCUGCAACACCUUGAGGAGUAUGCAUCGGAUGGUCUUCGUACUCUAUGCCUAGCUAUGCGGGAAAUCCCUGAGGCUGAAUUCCAGCAAUGGUACCAGAUCUUUGACAAAGCGGCAACGACAGUUGGCGGCAAUCGUGCGGACGAACUUGACAAAGCUGCUGAGCUCAUUGAGAAGGACUUGUAUCUGCUUGGUGCCACCGCUAUCGAGGACAAACUGCAGGAUGGUGUGCCGGAUACCAUUCACACUCUGCAAACCGCAGGUAUCAAAAUUUGGGUCCUGACUGGUGACAGGCAGGAGACUGCUAUCAAUAUUGGCAUGUCCUGCAAAUUGAUUUCUGAGGACAUGACUCUUUUGAUUAUCAACGAGGACAGCGCUGUGGCCACCAGGGAUAAUCUGUCGAAAAAGCUGCAGGCUGUUCAGAGCCAGACUGAAGCCGAACAAAUGGCCCUUAUUAUUGACGGCCGUUCUCUGACUUUUGCUCUCGAGAAGGAUAUGGAGAAGUUGUUCCUUGACCUUGCCGUCCAAUGCAAGGCCGUUGUUUGCUGUCGUGUUUCGCCCCUUCAAAAGGCACUGGUUGUCAAGCUUGUCAAGCGUCAUCUCAAGUCGCUUCUUCUGGCUAUUGGUGAUGGUGCCAACGAUGUCUCCAUGAUUCAAGCCGCUCACGUCGGUGUUGGUAUCAGUGGCGUGGAAGGUCUGCAAGCCUCGAGAUCUGCCGAUGUUUCCAUUGCUCAGUUCCGUUAUCUUCGAAAACUGCUUCUUGUGCAUGGUGCUUGGAGUUAUCAUCGAAUCAGUCGCGUCAUUCUAUACUCGUUCUACAAGAAUAUUGCUCUCUACAUGACGCAGUUUUGGUACUCUUUUCAAAACGCGUUCUCUGGUGAAGUCAUUUACGAAUCAUGGACGCUUUCCUUCUACAACGUCUUUUUUACUGUGCUUCCUCCAUUUGCCAUGGGUAUUUGCGAUCAAUUCAUCUCUGCUCGUCUUUUAGACCGAUAUCCCCAGUUGUACCAGCUCGGUCAGAAAGGAAUGUUUUUCAAACGCCACAGUUUCUGGUCAUGGAUCGCCAAUGGGUUCUACCAUUCCCUGCUCCUGUACAUCGUCUCUCAGCUCAUUUUCCUCUACGACCUGCCACAAGGCGACGGCAAAGUCGCCGGCCACUGGGUCUGGGGCUCAGCGCUAUACACCGCCGUCCUGGCGACUGUGCUUGGUAAAGCCGCACUUAUUACCAACAUCUGGACCAAGUACACUUUCAUCGCCAUUCCUGGUUCGAUGAUUAUCUGGCUCGCGUUCCUCCCGGCUUACGGAUACGCUGCACCCGCUAUCGGGUUCUCACAAGAAUACUACGGCACCAUCCCUCGUCUCUUCACCUCGCCCAUCUUCUAUCUGAUGGCCAUUGUCCUCCCCUGCAUCUGUCUUCUCCGCGACUACGCCUGGAAGUAUGCCAAGCGGAUGUACUACCCGCAGCACUACCACCACGUCCAAGAGAUCCAGAAGUACAACGUCCAGGACUACCGGCCCCGCAUGGAGCAGUUCCAGAAGGCUAUCCGCAAGGUGCGACAGGUGCAGCGGAUGCGCAAGCAACGAGGUUACGCGUUCAGUCAGGCCGAUGAGGGCGGACAGAUGAGAGUUGUCAAUGCUUACGAUACCACGAGGGGAAGAGGACGAUACGGAGAAAUGACUAGUUCGCGGAACUUGGUUUGA
Molecule: messenger RNA, 4050 nt
Organism: Aspergillus mulundensis
Lineage: Eukaryota; Fungi; Ascomycota; Eurotiomycetes; Eurotiales; Aspergillaceae
Product: aminophospholipid-translocating P4-type ATPase DRS2
Exons: 3
Coding region: 1-4050 (1349 amino acids)
Biological process (GO): intracellular protein transport; post-Golgi vesicle-mediated transport; phospholipid translocation
Cellular component (GO): plasma membrane
Molecular function (GO): magnesium ion binding; ATP hydrolysis activity; ATPase-coupled intramembrane lipid carrier activity
Source: RefSeq, a predicted model, not a curated record